Messenger RNA from Teleopsis dalmanni, 1885 nucleotides. RefSeq names its product UDP-GlcNAc:betaGal beta-1,3-N-acetylglucosaminyltransferase-like protein 1. The transcript is spliced from 6 exons. The record is from RefSeq and is a predicted model, not a curated record. NCBI's taxonomy places the organism in Eukaryota, Metazoa, Arthropoda, Insecta, Diptera, Diopsidae. Bases 455 to 1600 code for a protein of 381 amino acids.
UUGAAGUAAAAAUAUAUGAAAAAUUCCUCUGUUGAUUGCACCAAAAAAGAUUUGCUUAACAUUUUAUCUAACACGUGUAUGGGCUGCUUUAUUAUCUCACUAGCGCAAGUAUAUACGAGAUGAGUGCGGUCGUGUGUGUGAGUGCAGUAAGCAUUUUGUAUGUAUUUGAUUUCGCGCAAAUACAAACGUACGAAAUUUAAUAAUUAAUAGAAAUUUUUUGUAUAUAAUUUGUUAGCUACUGCAUUAGAUAAAAUAAUCAAUAUAUCAGUUAAAAAGCAUAGAUUACUAUUCAUUUCUUAAUGACAUUCGAGAUAAAAAACUUGACAGCGACGUCUGUCAAGUGAAAAAUCAGUAUAAAAUCUGCUCCGUGCAUUUGUUGUUGCUAGCAGUAUAAUACCGGUGGCUGUUUGUUUUUGUUGACGUUCUUUUUUUGCAGUGCUUUAGGAUAGUUUAGAUGCCAGAAGAUAUAAUUAGUAUUAUUAUAACAAUAUUAAAUGGUGCAAAAUGGAUUGACAAUUGCUUUGAAUCGAUACUUAAACAAACAGCUGUCCAAAAGCAGCAGCAACAACAACAACAGCUCCAGACGCAGUAUUCAAUAAGAACAGCGCAUGUGACGUCACACAACAAUCAGUGUGAAAACGUACAACUUGAGGUUUGUGCCUUCGAUGAUUGUAGCACAGAUAAUACAGUGGAAAUUUUGAAAUUGUGGCGGCAAAGAUUUAAAAAUGUAAAUGUGCCUUUGGUAAUAAUUAGAAAUGAAAGUGAGAAAUCAAAAGGAGUGGGUUAUGGACGCAAUGCGGCUAUAGCAAAUUCUACUGGCACAUACUUGUGCUUCCAAGAUGUGGACGAUAUUAUGCUACCUAAUAGAAUUCUGAAGCAGUAUGCGCUUGCUAAAAGACACCAGGAUGCAAUUAUUGGUUCAAAAUUUAUGCGCAUACCUACAAAUUCAACAUGUCGCUUUUCGAAAUGGGCCAAUGAUUUGGAUCCACAAAAACUAACGCUACAAAUAUACACUUCCAAUGGUCCAACAGUUAUAAUGCCUACUUGGUUUUGUCAUCGUAGCGUUUAUAAUAAUAUAUCGAAUGGGUUUUGUGACGAUGGACAUGGUAUACCAGAAGAUCUCAUUUUUUUUUAUAAGCAUUUAGAUCGUGGAGGCUCAGUAUUACGUGUUGAUCAGUGUCUACUAAAAUAUAGAUAUCAUCCCGAGGCAACAACAUUUUCCAUUGCCGCCAAGACUAUCUUGCGUAUACGUCUACGACAUCUUAUCGAAAAUAUACUACAAAAAGAACCAUGGAGCAAUGGUUUUACUAUAUGGAAUGCCGGUAAACAGGGUAAAACAUUUUUCCGUGAUUUGCCUGCUGUGGAAAAACACAAAGUGAUCUCAUUUUGUGACGUUGAUAAGAAAAAGAUACAAAACAUGUAUAAAUACUUCGAUCAAGUAACACGUAAAAUAACGCAUACCAUACCGGUACUCCAUUUCACGCAGGCCAAACCGCCUUUAGUGAUAUGCAUGAAAUUGGACAUGACCAACGGUGCUUUUGAAGCAAACUUAAGAAGCUUGAACUUAACUGAAGGCACUGAUUAUAUUCUAUUUACUUAACCAUUAACUCAAAAAAUCUCAUUUACGGGUAAAGCGAAAAUAUCUUUACUAUAGUAUAUCCAUUACGGGUUUUUAUAGCCUUAAAACCUAAUAGUAAUACAUCAACUGCCAUUAUCAUACAUAAUAUAAAUAUAUUAGUUGUAUGUAUAUAACACAUACAUAUAUAUAUACGUACAUACAUAGUAUUAAUGUAGAAUGCUAGUUAACUCUUUUGUGAUUACAGCAAUUAACAGUCUGUUUAGAAUCUAAUAUUAAAUUUAAAAUAUAUCUCAGACUUAUAUAUAU